Molecule: messenger RNA, 3141 nt
Organism: Chrysemys picta bellii (western painted turtle)
Lineage: Eukaryota; Metazoa; Chordata; Testudines; Emydidae
Product: natural killer cell receptor 2B4-like
Biological process (GO): natural killer cell activation involved in immune response
Cellular component (GO): external side of plasma membrane
Molecular function (GO): MHC class I protein binding
Source: RefSeq, a predicted model, not a curated record
UUGACGCUACAUCACUUCCUCUGUAGAGCAACAAAACCUUCCCUCUCCAGAACCCUGCUCAGUUUCAGUCUCACACACGCAGAAUCUCAGCUGCUCUGCAGAGUUCUUAGGAGCUGGACUGCGCCCGCUCAGCUGCCGGGUUUCUGCAGAAAAGAGCGAGGGGAAUUUGCUCACCACCUGGGGGCUAGAUUAUCUACAGACCUUUCAGCAGGGGACUCACAAGAUCCUCCUGUCCAAGCACUCCGAGCUCUUUGCCCAGCUGGUCUGGAUAUCCGCUCUAUAGACCGAUUACUCCUGGCUUAGCAGCCUGUCCCGUCCUGCACUGCCACGAUGCUUGGACCUCGACGGCCUUCCCUGCUCUUCCUCCUGCUGGUUUUACAGCCCGUAGGUUGCAAAGAAAUGGAAGUGGCUGCAAUUGCAGGGGAAUCCGUCCAGUUACUGCCAGUGAAAUUGCCAGAGACUUGGACAGAAUUGACCUGGGAGGUUACACUAGACUCAGCAGAGACGUAUCGGAUUGUAACAUUUAAUAAAGUGGAUCCCCCUGACCUUGGGUCAUCCCCACAUUUUAUCAACAGAGUCACUUUCCACCCUGAGAGUCUCUCACUGCAGUUUGAUCCCGUUAAGAAGUCAGACAGAGGCCUCUAUUCCUUGCUAAUUGACAUUGGAGGAGGCCGUGAAGACCGCACAAAGUUCCGUGUCUCUGUGUUUGACCGAGUCCGGCAGCCAAACGUCACGGUGCUCUCUGCCCACGCGGAGCUCAGCCAGUGCAACGUCACCCUGUCCUGCUCCGUGCCUGGCGCUGACAGAGUCACCUACGGCUGGUCCCGAGGCACGUCCCAGAUCCCGUCUGACCGGGACCAUCAGCUCCAUGGGCACCAAUCCCUGCUGCACAUAGUGAUUAAUGCAAACAGCAGUGACGUCUUCUACCGAUGUAACGCUAGUAACCGAGUCAGCUGGGGCGCAGACACUGUAGAUGUCAAAUCAUUGUGCGACUUCCCAGCCACAGUUUUCCCGAGCACUGACGUCCCAGCGGGGCCAAGCAGCACAGCGACCCAUUGCCACGUGAAGGGGAUUCUCCUGCUGGGUGCCCUGGUCACAGCCAUCGUCAUGGUGCAGGUCCUCACCCGGGGCAAAGAGAGGCUGGAUUGAGCCAAAGGGCCAGUGCAAGGAGCUUUCCUGGCUGCGUGGGGCGACGUCUGCAUCUGCAACGGGGUCUUUUCACUCCCCUACUGCGAACGGGAACUGCAGCAGCACAGCUGUCGAUGGGCCGGGGUUUGGACCCAUCCCUGCUCCUUUGCCCUGCCUUGCUGGGACUCAGAUGGGGAGGUCGGGACUAGUGAAACUCAGCAUCCAGAGCCCCCUAAACCUGACUGCGAAUGGGCUGCCACCACCUCCUGGCUGGGCACGGGCUGCCGGUGCCCUGCCUCAGUUUCCCCAGUCUCAGUUUCCCCACCUGCUGGGACGGUUCACCUGGCUCAGCUCUCUGGCUGAGUCAGUAGAGGUGUUAGACCCACAAUCGAGGUCUCCCUGUGGGAUGGGGAGCAAGCAGAUACCGAGACACAGUGUUGGUAUAUAAUACUCUAAAUACUCUUCAUUGAUUACAAAACAAACCUUACUCACUGCACAUUCACACCCUAAACAUACUAUACCCGAGUCUAAAAGUCAGAAUGAUCCCGAUGGCCAGUCGAGGUUCCUUCCGUCAGGAUAAGAUCAUAAGAUGCAGGGAGCCGGAGUAAACCACAUCUAUAUCCACAUGGGACUCCGGAUCAAUAAAUGACUCCGAUUUGCAGAAAUCAUAGGAGUCCAUUUAUAGUCCAUUCCGUCCCAUCAUCGGUUCUUUGCCUUUGUUUACUAGGCUUCUACCCACACAAUUCCAGAGAGACAAUCCUGGGUGGGCCGCCAUGAUCCGAGGCAUGCCAUUUCCUCCAACUCGUAGACAAUUUUACAUCAGUCCAGCUGGGGUUAUUUUCUCUUCUGAGGAUUUUCCGUAUUUUUCUCAGAACAUAAAAUUGUUUUUGCACAAAGAGUUCUAAUGGUCCUUGACCUUAAGUCCUUGCUUCGAUUGCUAGCUUGCAACGCACACAAUCAUGUCAAGCACGCGGCAUUCAUACUCAAUGUCCUAUAACAUAUUACAUGGACAGAUGAAUCACAACGUAUAUUGAUAUAUAUAUAUCCCAACACAGACGCUCAGUCCACUUCCAGGCAAUCAGAGUCCAACCACACACAAGAUAUAGGAGCCUUUGUUCCAGCUCGGCUGAGUUCUCUGCCCCUUUUCCGUUACCCGUCUGCCCACCCCCUGGACUCAGCUCACAGUCGCUCUCCUGCCCCUUCCGGGGCCUUGCGUUAGGAAUCAUCCCAGGUACUUCCAAGCAGUCCCCUGUCAGGGCCUUCUGUCCCCGCAGGGAGGCCCAGUCAGGCCUCCCAGUUCCAAUCCCUAGCCCAGCUCCCCUGUCCCCAUGAGGGCUGUUGGGUUCCUGCUCCUUCCCUUCCAUCCUGGCCCUGCUACAGGUGCAGCGGGCAGAGCUGACUGGGCUGACAGCAGCCUAGUGACCCCUCAAGCUUCCUGUGGUGUUUGGAUUAUGGGUUUUAAGCAUUUUUCAGUGUUUAUCAAUUUAUAUAUUCACAGUUCCAGGACAUCGGGGGAUGGGGGUCAGGAAGUAAUUAUUUAAUGACAGACCUUGAGAUGCAAAACAUUAAAACUUUAUCAUGAGAGAAGAAGGGGGAGGAAACAUCUGUUAUUGGACCACCUUCUGUUGGCAAGAGAGACAAGCUUUCAAAAAGCUCUUGUGUCGCUCCAGAGCCGGUCUCUCUGCUCCAGUAAAAGACGUUCCCUCACCCACCUUGUCUCUCUAAUAUCCCAGGACCGACGGGGCUACCAGAAGACAGAAUACACAGCUUUGUCCUUGUCAUUUUGACAUGCCAGGCUGACAACGUAAAUAGCCUUCAAUCCAAUUCUAAUAUUUUCUGAAGCAGCAUUUUUCUUACCUGGCCUAGCUGUAAAUUUGAAUAAUUAUCAUUGGAACAUAAGAACAUAAGAACGGCCGUACCGGGUCAGACCAAAGGUCCAUCCAGCCCAGUACCCUGUCUACCGCCAGUGGCCAAUGCCAGGUGCCCCAGAGGGAGUGAACCUAACAGGUAAUG